AUGAAUUGGAUUUCAUUUGCUUAUCUAUGUUUUAUUGUCAAAAGCAUAUCUGGUGAUUUAAUAUCACAACCACUUAAGAACAAGGUGGUGUUUAUAGAUACCACUAUAGCAAAUGAGAUAGCCCGAAGCUAUUUGGGGUCAGAUAGUGGAAAUUCUACACAAGAUGAUUAUGAAAUAUUGUCAAUUGAAAAUGGCGUCAAUGAGGGGAACAUCACAUCCUAUUUAUGUCAGUUACCAAGAUCCAAGGAAUUGAAACUUCCAAACCACACGCCUACCAUGUCAACACAUGAAUUGAAAUCACGAGCUAUUGACUUGAUAUCGGAAUCCUUUGGGGAAGACAACAGUUGUUUAUAUUCUUUCAAUUUACAUGCAAACUACUGGACUAUAGGCUAUUGCCACGGGGCCAAUGUUAUCCAAUUCCACGAGAAUUUAGAUGAUUUUAUAAGUGGAGUUCACAAGCCCCAUUCUCCAGAUCAUGUAUAUACGUUAGGUAAAUUUCUGCACCAGACACUGCCAUCAGAAUUUGAGUUUGAUUCCCAUGAACGCACAAUAAGUCAAAGAUUACUAGGAGAAAUUUGUGACUUGACAGGUGAACCACGUACCAUUGAUACGGUUUACAGAUGUGACCAUAAGCUUGAGAUUGCCGAAUUAACUGAGAUAAGAACAUGUCAAUAUGAGUUGCAUAUUAACGUUCCCAAAUUGUGUCUGUUGCAGGAGUUUAGAAGGACUAAUCUUGAAGAGGGUGUCUUGGAAAUACUUUGUACGAAAAUUGAAUAA
Candida dubliniensis CD36 is the source of this 777-nucleotide messenger RNA. RefSeq lists its product as uncharacterized. Lineage: Eukaryota; Fungi; Ascomycota; Pichiomycetes; Serinales; Debaryomycetaceae. Gene Ontology annotation, cellular component: endoplasmic reticulum lumen. Bases 1 to 777 code for a protein of 258 amino acids. Gene Ontology annotation, biological process: endoplasmic reticulum unfolded protein response; retrograde protein transport, ER to cytosol. The transcript has a single exon. The record is from RefSeq and is a predicted model, not a curated record.